CUGGAUUCUCAAACAAAAUCAGAACAAUCGAAUUUAGUUCAAUAAUAAAUUGUGUGUACAACGGACGCUAUUUAAUCGAAUAAGAAAGUCAAAUAAAUAAAUAAAACUAUUUAAAAAUAAUUUAUAAAAAUUCUUAUAAAACCAUGGGAAAAAUAUUGAAUGAAACAAAAUAUUUUCUGAAGACAUUGGUGUGUUUUUUAGCGGCUUGUCUUUUAGUGCCUAUAAUUUUAUUAACUUUCAUCUUUGUACACUACAGUAACGAAUUAGUCAAUUAUGUGCUAUCUAUUAAAUAUCCACAAAUAUCAAUCUCAAAAACGAAAAAGAUACGUUCUCUCAUUGACACAAGACGAAAUGCUGGCAUUUUCAAUUUUCUAAUACAAGUGAAAGGUCCAUGUGAUUUUGAUCAAAUUAAACGAUAUUAUGAAGAACAUUUAACGAGUGCUCGCGAAAAAACGGGACAAUUAAAAUUUCCCAAAUUGCGCCAACAAUUAGUUAAUUGUUGGGGUCAUUAUGGCUGGGUAAAGGAUACAAGUUCUUUUAAUCUCAAUAAUCAUAUUUUGCUGAAUACUUCACCCCAUCGUGGAUAUGCUGUAAAUGAUUCUAAUAUUCAAGACUUUAUAAGCGAUUUAGUUACAAAAUAUAUUCCGUCGGAUUUACCACAAUGGCAAGUUAUUGUGAUACCAACAUCCACGAAAGCUUCUACAAGUCAAGAGGAAAAGAAUGAUGAAUAUGAUCAGGAUGAACAUUAUUAUAUACUCCUAAAAAUACACCAUUUAAUUAUAGCCGAUGAGGAUGAUCUUCACAUUAGCGAAAUGCUUAUGUUAAAAGAUGAUAGUGAUAAGCCAAUCGUAGAAAUCGGUGGAGUUACCAGACGAAACUCUAAAUUAAACAAUAUUUCAUCUUUCAUACGCAAACCGCAUCACAUAGAAAACCUAUUCCGACACAUAUGCAUGGUGAUACUAAACCAGUGGAAUAAAUUUAUUUAUGAAUUUGAAUCUCUGGAAACUCCCGAUGGGGUAAUUGAUUUAAAAAUCACAACUCUGUCACAGCUGCUUUCAGUCCUGCUGAUAAUAGCUGUGAAUGUAUUUGUCAAUUAUUGGAAAAUAAUGUCAUCCAAACGUAAAACUAAGUCUUUGCGCAAACAUCAUCCAGAGAUGGAAGGUAGAUAUAGGAUUAUAACGAAACUAGUGGCAAAGGAAGUCAACAAACGGCAUUUAUCUUGGAAAGUUGCUAGUGAUGCUGUGAGCAAUUCCCUGCAGUUAACGAAUUUAACAAAAACCUGGGCAAAGAUAAUGUGGCAAAUGAAUGUCAGUAGUAUAAUGUCGAUACCCUAUAACGUGUAUCUUGAACUCUUUGCAAUGAGAGAAUUAAUAUUUAAAGGUGAAACCAGACUUAUCACAACUUAUAGCAGUCGUUUAUCCGUUUAUGUACCAUUGUUAAUUUACGCUCAAAUGGAGUUUAUUAAAAUCUGCUAUGAGAUAUUUAAAGCCCCAGUUAAUAUCUAUGAGGAACUAGUACAAUAUCCUUCGAAAGAGGAAAAUAAAUUACACAAAAUGUCAUAUUCGGGACGAAAGAUCGUUUCGUUUACUAAAUCUAUAGAUGGCAAACAGUUGCAAAAACGUUUAACAUUCAGCGAUGAAAUACGCGAAUCAGAUUACAUACUCGCCUGUUUGUCUGCAGCUAUUUAUGACUACUUUCAAUAUUAUAAUAAAGAAGUUCCAGUUCCCAAAAUGCUUAAUACCACUUGUCGUACGAUGGGCAAGGGUUAUUUAACAGAUAAUCUGGGUGAUAAGACCGAUUUUAUUGGCGGAGUUGUCUUUCUACAAUUACCUUUGAAAGUACCCGAUCGCGAUCAUGCAAAAAAAAUUCACUCGAUAAUUGAGCAGAUACGUCGCAAACAGAUUAUGAUAUAUUUGGCCUCAAUGGGUCAAACUAAAUAUGACAUGUUAACAUCUAUCUUUCCCAGUGUGUUGACAAAAAUAUGCAUAAAUUAUUUCUCUUCCAACUUCCCAGUUACCAUAACAGAAAUACAUGGUGAAAAUUCUGAAUUUCAGACAUUAUGGGGACAAAAGGUCGACGAUGUCUUACUUUUCCGUCCGCCACAAUCGAAAACUUGCCUUUCGUUGAAUAUUCAUCGAUUUGGUGAUAAAUUCCGUUUAGCUGUCAUGGCAGAUACUCAACUUGGACCAGAACAUUCAAUUAUAACACGUUCUUUUGAAAACUAUAUGGAGACGAUUUCGAUAUAACUUUUAUAAUUUUUCAUAUACUUAUGUAUAUUUAAAUUACUGUUUAUUAAGUUUAAAUAUAUUUUUACACCAAAAUUUUAA
This is a messenger RNA of Lucilia cuprina (Australian sheep blowfly), 2327 nucleotides long. RefSeq lists its product as uncharacterized. Gene Ontology annotation, cellular component: plasma membrane. Gene Ontology annotation, molecular function: long-chain-alcohol O-fatty-acyltransferase activity; diacylglycerol O-acyltransferase activity. The coding region runs from base 144 to 2246 and encodes 700 amino acids. The transcript has 6 exons. The record is from RefSeq and is a predicted model, not a curated record. NCBI's taxonomy places the organism in Eukaryota, Metazoa, Arthropoda, Insecta, Diptera, Calliphoridae. Gene Ontology annotation, biological process: triglyceride biosynthetic process.